CGAAAGCCCUCACACCGGUCUGGGUGCCACCUCUCCCUGCUUGGGCGCCGCCGCGCGAGCGCUUCCCUUCCCCCUGCGAGCGCCCGGAUAAUGUCUGAGAAUGUCCAUUUCUGGGACGCUUAGCAGCUAUUAUGUCGACUCGAUCAUAAGUCACGAGAGUGAGGACGCGCCUCCAGCCAAGUUUCCUUCCGGCCAGUACGCGAGCCCCCGGCAGCCGGGCCACGCGGAGCACCUGGAGUUCCCCUCGUGCAGCUUCCAGCCCAAGGCGCCGGUGUUCGGCGCGUCCUGGGCGCCGCUCAGCCCGCACGCGUCGGGAAGCCUGCCGUCCGUCUACCACCCCUACAUCCAGCCCCAGGGCGUCCCGCCGGCCGAGAGCAGGUACCUCCGCACCUGGCUGGAGCCCGCGCCGCGCGGCGAAGCUGCCCCGGGGCAGGGCCAGGCGGCGGUGAAGGCGGAGCCGCUGCUGGGUGCGCCAGGGGAGCUGCUCAAACAGGGCACGCCCGAGUACAGUUUGGAAACUUCGGCGGGCAGGGAGGCCGUCCUGUCUAAUCAAAGACCCGGCUACGGGGACAAUAAAAUUUGCGAAGGAAGCGAGGACAAAGAGAGGCCGGAUCAAACCAAUCCCUCCGCCAACUGGCUGCACGCUCGCUCUUCCCGGAAAAAGCGCUGUCCCUACACCAAAUACCAGACGCUGGAGCUAGAGAAGGAGUUUCUGUUCAAUAUGUACCUCACCAGGGACCGUAGGCACGAAGUGGCCAGACUCCUCAAUCUGAGUGAGAGACAAGUCAAAAUUUGGUUUCAGAACCGGCGGAUGAAAAUGAAGAAAAUGAAUAAGGAGCAGGGCAAGGAGUAAAGAUUACCCUCAGCCCCUCCACCCCUUCCCACCUCACUCUUAUUUAUAAGUGAUGGCUGCAGAGCCAAAGCUGUGUGGGAGCCGUCAAGUGAGUGGGGAAGGGGGCCUUUCUCUUCAAAGGCCUUUUCUGCAUCUCUCUCCUCUCCUUUGCUCUUCCUUACCUGUCCUUUCUUCUCCCUGGGCCUCAAGAGGAACUUUUGUUGAUGUAGAAUGUAGCAGUAGUUGGUUCCUAAGAAGGUGAUGGGCCACAGGAAAGAGAGAACCUAGUUGAGCCCUUAGCAACUCCCCUAGUUUUUCUGGGAAGCCCCAGCACCUCCCUUCCAGCCUGCCUGCUCCCAAAGUCACCGAGGGACACCCCUGCACAUAGACACAUAGACAUCCGAACCCAUAAAACCUGGAGUCCACAGUAACAAUGGGGAAAACUCACAGCCAACACUUCAAUGAAGUGACACUCCAAAGGCAGAUGAUAGCAUUGGAAAUCUGGAAGAACAGCCCACAGACUAUCAGACAAGCCCAGGGCUCAGUCCUGCCACAAAUACACCCCAAGCUGUUUAGAGACACACUCCUAAAUGAGGUGCUGCAGCCCCAAGGGCUGGGUGUCAUCGCUUAGAGAAACCUCAGCUAUACCCAAGCAGGGGCCCAAGAACAAAUGGGGUACACUCAGACCCCAAGUUGGCGGGCUAGAAAAAGCAGUGAAAGGCAGCACUGGUCUCAUGAAAUUAUUCUAUACACACACACACACACACACACACACACACAUUUUGUUGCAGGAAAUGUUUCAUUCUGCAUGUCGUUUUCCUCUCUUUCCAGCAAAAGGAGGUCAGAUCAUGGGUCGUAAGUUCUGACAAGGUCAUCCUCUGGUCCAUCUGUGCCCAGCUUGACAGAGACUGUAGCUUCUCUUGCUCUGCCUGGGCUCUGCAUUCUUCCGCAUCCCUCUCAGCUCUGACUUUUACACUGUUCAGCUAAACCCACCUUGCACUAGUGAGUCAAGUCACCCCUUGCAGAAAAAACCCCUCCAACCCCCAUUCUCUACUAGCACAACCCCACCCGCGUCUGGAAAGCCAGGUCAGGAGAAUCCAAUUGAGAAUUUAUUGUGGAUCGAUUCCCAGCUCCCUUCUGGAGUAAAUGGUCAGGACAGGGAGAAGCAGAGGCUGCAGUGCUCAGAACUGGGCACAGUCUCCUUAUCCCACCCAGCUGCAGACCCAGGCAGAGAGGCCCCACCUCAGCCACUGCCUGCCCCAGAGCAGAGCGAGACCUGCCCCAGCGCUGGGCUGUGCUCCCACGAAUCGGGCCUGGACAGUGAUCAGCCUGCCGCUGUGCGCAAGCUUCUGGGGAGCAGUCCCGUGUGCAAAGGAAGAGGCGAAUUGCACCUCAAUCAUCUGGCCGAAGUUCGCUCCCUGUUUCCCUUCUCCUCCCUGACCCCCUCCCAGCCCCCUUCAGUUCCGCGGACUCUUGCUCCUGCUUCUCCUGACCCUGCAAGGGGAUGUCCCAGUAGAACUUUCUUGCUUUGUUGGUGGCUGUUGUGAACUUGUGCUGUGUUUUGUGAUUUCUUUGGGGGUGAUUAUCUGGCCUGUUUCAGUUGUCGCUUAUAU
Condylura cristata (star-nosed mole) is the source of this 2445-nucleotide messenger RNA. RefSeq names its product homeobox B9 (gene HOXB9). Bases 101 to 853 code for a protein of 250 amino acids. NCBI's taxonomy places the organism in Eukaryota, Metazoa, Chordata, Mammalia, Eulipotyphla, Talpidae. The record is from RefSeq and is a predicted model, not a curated record. Gene Ontology annotation, biological process: embryonic skeletal system morphogenesis; DNA-templated transcription; anterior/posterior pattern specification. The transcript has 2 exons. Gene Ontology annotation, molecular function: DNA-binding transcription factor activity, RNA polymerase II-specific; RNA polymerase II cis-regulatory region sequence-specific DNA binding. Gene Ontology annotation, cellular component: nucleus.